Molecule: messenger RNA, 2570 nt
Organism: Mytilus trossulus (common blue mussel)
Lineage: Eukaryota; Metazoa; Mollusca; Bivalvia; Mytilida; Mytilidae
Exons: 18
Coding region: 111-2570 (819 amino acids)
Molecular function (GO): serine-type endopeptidase inhibitor activity
Source: RefSeq, a predicted model, not a curated record
GGGGAUCAGAUGACGACUGUCCAUCUUUGCCAAGUGAUUGUAAGCCAGAAUGUAUUGUUAGUCUGUCACACUGUAGAAAGUGUGAUUGUAAUGAGGCUUCUAGUUUUGGAAUGACAUUUGGGAGCGGCGGUGGCGGAUCUGGUGGUGCACAGGGAAGCCCAUUUGGCAGUGGCAGCGGUGGCGGGUCUGAUGGUGCACAGGGAAGCCCUUUCAAUCAAGGAAAUGACUUAUCACGAACGCCAUUUACAUCCUCCAUUGAUGCACUAGACUCUAGAGUUGGUGGGGGAGGUAUGGGAGAGGUAUCAGGGAUCGGAAUGGGUGGCAUGCGGAAUGGACUCAUGUCUGUUCCUGGGAUGUUUUUACAUGGACCCUCAUCUUCUAAGGGGCGUGUUGCCUGUUUAAGAGAUGACAUUAUAUGUCCCUCUUACUGUCUAGUUAUUGAUGAGUCCGGCUGUAAAUCGUGUCCAUGUGGACCAGCAAGUGGUAUGGGUGUGGCAAUGAUAUCGCAUAGCCAUGGGAAAACUAAACCAACACAGCAGCCAAAUAACCAGUGUGUGGCAACAUUGGUGUGCAUGCUGUCAUGUGAUGACGGGUAUAAGUUAGGACCGAAAGGAAAAGAUGGAUGCCAGACAUGCGAAUGUACCAAACAUAAAUCGAAACAGGAAGAGAACAGUAAAAGUAAUGGAGAUAAAGAAGAAAAGGGAAGUGGUAACGACAAAGACAAAACCCAAAAUGGUACUGGUUCGAAAUCUAGUGGUUCUGGAUCAGGCUUCAACCCAAUGUUUGCUGGCAGUAGUGGAUCAGGCAUGGGAGGAGGCGAUAAAUCUAACAGCGGUUGUUCCGGACCAUUCUGUGCUAUGAUGUCCACUACUGGUGGUAAAUCAAUGACUGGACCUUUUACAGGCUCGGGACAAGGCAGCGGUACUGACGGUGGCAAUGGUGAUAAGUGCACUGGUCCAUCGUGUUCAGCACCCGGAAAUCAUAAUCCUGGAACUAUUGGUAAAAGUAGUGGUCAAUCAUCAUGUCCCUCGACAGAUCUGUGUGCGAAAACCUGUAAAUAUACUGUCAAGUUAGGAUCAAAGAUGGCUGACGGAUGCCCCUCAUGUGCUUGCGAAAAAACUCAAUUGUCAACGGAAAAGACUCCAAAGCAGACUUUAUGUGAUGAGGUAGUAAAAUGUAUGAUGUCAUGUACAGAAGGUUAUAAACUGCAAUCUGGUAGGGAAGGAGGAUGUCCAAUCUGUAGUUGCCAGCAACCUCCAACACCAGCCCCUACAGUAGCAACAAUGCAGAAUAUUCUGUCGUGUACAGAGAGAACCGUUCACUGCAUGAAGUCUUGUAAACAUGGAUACCACAUGUUGAGUUCUAUAAACAGCGACUGUCCACGAUGUAACUGUUUACCACCUCCGACAUCAGCACCAAGUCCUACACCUGGUAUAUAUUCUGUACUUAGACAAUGUCCGGAGACAUUACAUUGUAUGACGAGUUGUAGUAACGGAUACUCAUUAGAAGGCGGAUCGUUCGGCUGUCCAAAGUGUACAUGUAAUCAAGCUCAUGUUGUUACACUUAUGUGUACAUCGGCUCUUUCCUGUCUUAGAGGGUGUCAGCUCGGAUACAAAUGUGGAAAUGAUGGCUGUCCAACGUGUUUAUGUGUUGAAGCUAAAGAAAUUGGAGUUACAUACACAGACACCUACAUUCAGUCCUCGUUAACAUGUAGUGCACAGUUUAGUUGUGUGAGUAAAUGCCCGUUUGGAUACAAAACGGGAGAAAAUGGCUGUCCAAUGUGCAGAUGUUUGCAACAUAUUUCAGAAAAACAGCAUUUAACUGUAGCCGAUAGAUGCCCAGAAGCAACAAGAUGCAGUGAGAUGUGUCCAGAGGGAUAUACAUUGAAGACUGUAGUCGGAAGAGAAUGCCCUAUAUGUCAAUGUGUCAGAAUUAUAACAGAGAGUGUACAAAGUCAAUUGGGAAGUUGUACUGGUCCAGAAUGUUCAUCAGGUUCAAUUCAUCAUGCAACAAUGAAAGAAAGGUGUCCUGAUACUUUUAGAUGUGAUGAAAUAUGCAAUCAUGGGUUUUCCUUGCGAACAGUGACUGGCCAAGAAUGUCCCGUGUGUCAGUGUGCUGUUGUUACAGAUAGAAUAACUAUGGCGAAAAGUCAAUCAGCAUCUAUUGAAGGAAAGAACGUUAUAACUAGUAGCAAAUCAUCCAAUAGUACUAUAGUCAGUGGUAAUGUGAGAACACAUAGUUCCGGCGGAAGUACAAUAAUGAAUGGACCUUCAAGAAGCAUGUUCUUGCACGAGUCAUUAACAGGUCAUGUGCCAUUAGCUGGGACUAUCAAUGGGGACUAUUUACAUCAAUCACUAUCUCACAAUUUACCAUUAGCUGGAGAUUUAACUGACAGGAACUGUAUAGGUCCUACAUGUUCUGCCAAAAAUGGAAUGCAUACAGGAAGGACGGCCCAGAUCCAAUCUAGUCGGUGUGAUGAUAUAUUGACUUGUGUAGUGGAAUGUAAACACGGAUAUAAACUUGGUAUCAAAGGAUCGGACGGUUGUCCCUCUUGUACAUGUCUUAAAUAA